Anopheles moucheti is the source of this 7395-nucleotide messenger RNA. RefSeq lists its product as uncharacterized. The record is from RefSeq and is a predicted model, not a curated record. The transcript is spliced from 16 exons. Gene Ontology annotation, cellular component: nucleus. The coding region runs from base 1 to 6960 and encodes 2319 amino acids. Gene Ontology annotation, molecular function: zinc ion binding; DNA binding. Gene Ontology annotation, biological process: DNA repair. NCBI's taxonomy places the organism in Eukaryota, Metazoa, Arthropoda, Insecta, Diptera, Culicidae.
AUGGAGAAAUUCGUGAAUUGUGUGCUGUGCUUGACCACCGAGCCGGAAAGCUUUCUCAAAGUGUACAGUGAUGAAAAGCAAAGCACCGAUAUAGCGGUGGUAAUAACAAAACAUCUUUGGCUGAAACCUUCCACCGAUUCUUACGUGUGUAAUGAAUGUUGGAAAUGUUUAAACGAGUUCCACGAGUUUUACAACAAGCUUGAAGCGAUACACUAUCCACCGGAUCCCGAAGAUGCCUCAUGCAACGCAAAAGACAUCAGACAAUAUCUUUUCGAAUUUCAUCCCGUGGAAGAUGUGAAAAUAGAAGAACUGUCACAAGACGCAGAACAGUUGGAAGAGAUCGAGUAUGAAUAUUUGGAAGAGUGUAACGACGAAAGUGUAGACAAUGAAACCAAAUCACGGAUUAGCACCCGUCCCAAAAGGGCCAGUGCUGCACAGGCGAGCUACAAAAUGGAAGCGGCAGAUGCAGAGUGGGAAAAGGAUUACCUAGCGACCAACGACGACGAGUACGAUGAUGAUGAUGCGGAUUAUGAUGCAGACAUGAAGGAUGAAGCAGACUAUCUGGAUGCGGAGAACGAUGAUAGUGAAGUUAUUGACUACGGAAACCAUGACAACAAACCGGAUGUAAACAUGAAGAAGGAAGUCGUUGCACCGGUCAAACGUAGUAGAGGAAGACCACCGAAGGUAAAAACAGAACAAGCCGUAAGUAAACCGGAAACGAAGAAGUUGCGCCGACAAAGUCGAAGAAGGAAGGCAUCCAUUACUAGCAGCGAAUCGGAGCUGGAAUCCGACUUUGACGACAUCGAUAACGAAGAUUGGAAUAAGUUUGGCAAUACGUCGAGGAAAAAGGCGCGAAAGUCGCUCGGUUUCCGGCAGCUGCAGGAAAAGAUAUUUUCCUACGUGGAAGAAUUUACCUGCUACUACUGUCCGGAGAAGGUGGUUUUCGAACGUUUCCAUCAUGCGAAUCUCCACUACAAGAAAGUACACAACGAGCCAGCCUUUCUGCGGUGUCCCAAGUGCGGCAGAAAAUGUUUCACUCCGGGUGGAUUUGUGAGCCAUAUGGAGACGCACGAAGAUCCGGAACGGAAUAAAUGUAAUAUUUGCGGUAAGGUCACGGAUCAACAAAUCACGCUCAAGAAGCAUAUGCGAGCGCAUCAGGAUAAGCUCGAAAAAGAUUUCCCUUACCCGUGCCAUCAGUGCACACGAAGGUUCGAGCACGCGGAAAAACGAGACAAGCAUGAACGUUUGCACGGCCGGAAGGUGUUCAUCAAGAAGGAAAAGGGUCGCGAUCUGGAGCUGCUUGAGUUCUACAAACGCAUAUAUUGCGAUAUCUGCGAAGAAAGGAGCCCCGAGUCGACCUCGUUCGAUAACUUCUGGGAUCUGAAGGUGCACAUGACUGGGGAGCACAACAAAACGCCCUACCUAAAAUGUUUACUAUGCGGCAAGAAGAAUGCCUGCCGCCAGCAGCUGAUGGUACACGUUGAUGUACAUAACAACCCGGAACACUAUCGGUGUGAAGUAUGCAAAGAAAUUCAUCAAAAUCUGGACAAACACAUGAUCAAAGCUCACUCGCCGGAAACGUCGUUACCGGAUGAGAAAAAUUACAGUUGCGAGCAUUGUGGCAAAAUGUUUAAAUAUCAGACGAACCUUCGUAGUCACAUCGAUCGAGUGCAUGGCGUGAAGGAUGUGUGCUGUGACAUCUGCAAUAAAUACUUCAAUCACAAAGCUCUGAGUGCCCACAAACGUUCAGCACACACGGACGAGAUGUUUAUGUGCGAACAUUGUCCAAAAAUGUUCAAAACUCGCAGCGGUCUCGAAUCGCAUAAGAGUGACCACGAUGAAACGCUGCGCAAAUCGGUCAAGUGUACUAUAUGUGGUAAGGAAAUGAGGCGCGGUGCCAGCAUGGCGAAACAUAUGAAAACGAUUCACUCACAGGAAGAUCCGGUCAAGUGUGAUCUGUGCGGUAAGAUGUUCCGCACCACGUUCCACAUGUUGCGCCACCGGGCAAACACGUGCUCGGCCACAAUUGAUUCGCGUCCGUACAAGUGUGAAGUUUGUGGUAAAGGUUUCGCAAUGAAGCUUACGAUGACUGAGCAUAUGACGACGCAUACGCGCACUAGCCUGUAUCAGUGUGCGUUUUGCUUCAAAACAUUUGGUUACAUUUCGAAUCUGUAUAAACACAGGAAAAAGGCACAUCCGCUCGAAUGGCAGGAGGUACAGGCAAGACCCGAACAGGGAAUUGCAACCGUAAUCGAAAUACGUAACUUUAAACCAUCAGAUAACCCUCACGUAUGUAAGGAAUGCUGGACAAGUGUGAAUGAUUUCCAUCUGUUUUACACCAAGCUGGCUGGUAUUCAUAGCGAAGAUAUCGAGGAGAGUGAUACGAUAGAGCAGCAAGCGCCUGUUAUCGAUGUGUACGAGGUAAAGCAAGGUGAUCUUUUAGAUCAAGAUCUAGAACAAGAUGUAAAGCCUAUGACAAGAAAAAUAUCCACCAGAGUUACUAGCCUGCCACUCAGAUAUCAAACCGAUGCUGGGUCGUCAAGCAGAGAGGAAAAGAAACAUUUCGUCGAGGUAAUAGACUAUGAGAGCAAUGAUGAAGAUUUCGAUGGCUACUACCACACGGAGGACAAUAUGCUCGAUGAUACUCUUAACAUUGACCAAAAGGAUAAACCACUGUCGGAGGAGUCAGCACAAAUCGACGUACAGGACGUAACAGUACCUGAAGAACAGCCAGCAAAACGGCGUAGAGGACGUCCAUCGAAAAUUAACCAGAACACGAAUCCAAAGGAAUCACCUAAAGAAACACGUACACUCCUUUCGUCAGAAACGCCUAAACGACCCAGAGGACGUCCUCCAAAGAAUAAACCAAGUGUACAAAGUACGGAAAAGAAUGAUAAUCACGGCAAAGAUACGAUGUCUCCGCUCCAGGCAACAUCCAGUACCGCAAAUCCACCUAUUAAACGUGGUAGAGGUCGGCCACCCAAAAGAACACUAGAAGCCACAAAGCUUGAAAUUAUUGAAGACGAUCAUCUGAACAUGGAGACAAACGGUGUUAAAAGAAAAACGAUACGCGCACGGAAGCCAAAAUAUGAAAGCGAAAGCGAGCAGGACAGUUAUUCGGAUUACGAAAAAUCACAACAUAGAAAACCAUACACCAAACGAAACGAUCGAGAUGAGCGAAUAUUUAAGUAUGUGAAGGAAUUUUGCUGCCACUACUGUGUGGAUCACGUGUCCUUUAAGCGUUUUAUUGAUGCGGACCGACAUUACAAGCUGGUGCACAAUGAGCCAGGCUUUUUGAAGUGUACGUUAUGUGAAAAGAAAUGUUUUACGCCCGGGAUGUUUGUAAGCCACAUGGAAACGCACGAGGAUCCGGAAAAGAAUAAAUGCAACGUUUGUGGAAAAAUUACGGACUGUAACAUCUCGCUCAAGAAGCAUAUGCGUGUACAUCUCGGUCAGCUGGAACAGGAUCUACCGUUCCCUUGCAGCCGUUGUAAGCGAAAGUUUGAGUCGGAGGAGUUGCGAAACAAGCACGAAAAAUUGCACGUACCGAAACCGCUCGUUAAGCGCGAGAAGGGACCGGAUCUGGAGUUGCUUGCCUUUUACAAACGCAUCUAUUGUGAUGUGUGCGAAGAGAAUGCACCCGAAACGACUUCAUUCGAGAACUUCUGGGAUCUGCGGGUGCAUAUGGAGCAGGAACACAACAAGGGAGCCUACCUAAAGUGUCCAAUUUGUAACAAGAGAAAUCUGUACCGGCAGCACCUGAUCACUCACAUUGAUUUGCACAACAAUCCGGAGAAGUACCGAUGUGAAGUUUGUAAGGAAAUCUAUCAGAACCUUGAUUCGCACAUGGUUAAAGCGCAUACACCAACCACGGCGAUACCAGCGGAUAAGAAGUACAAGUGUGACCAGUGUGGACGAAUGUUUAACUUCUUGGCCAAUUUGAAAAUGCACAUCGAUUGCAUUCACGGUUCGAAAGAUGUGCGGUGCAACGUUUGCGAUAAAUACUUUAAUCUGAAAGCUUUCCGAGCGCACAAACGUACAGCCCACACGGACCAGAUGCUCAUGUGCGAACACUGCCCAAAGAUGUUUAAAACACGCGGUGCGUUGGAAGUGCACAAAGCCAUUCACGACGAUAGUUUGGUGCAGUUUACAACGUGCAAGCUGUGCAACAAGCAAAUACGGCUAACGAACGUGAAGAAGCACAUGAUGUCACAACACUCCCAGGAUGGGCCGGUUAGCUGUGAGCUGUGUGGCAAAACAUUCCGCACGAUGUUCCACAUGAAGCGCCAUCAGAAGAACACGUGUGAGGCAACGAUCGAUUCGCGCAAACACAAGUGCGAAGUGUGCGGCAAAGGGUUCUGUUUGAAGCUGACGAUGAUCGAGCACAUGACGACGCACACGCGCUCGAACAAGUACCAGUGUGCGUUUUGCUUUAAAUCGUUUGGCUACAUUUCCAAUCUGUACAAGCAUCGGAAGAAGGCACAUCCCCUCGAAUGGCAAGAGAUACAGGCACGGCCUGAGGAGAACAUUGCGUCGGUUAUUGUUCUGGAACAGGAUGCCGAUCCGCACAUCUGCAUCGAUUGUUGGACUUCGGUGAAUGAAUUUCAUUUAUACUACACCAAACUUGAAACAAUCCAUAACGAAGGUUUCGACAAUGCUUCGGAGAUGAAGAACAUUGAAUUUCUGGAGGAAGACGCCGACGAGCUGUGGCAGAUAACACAGGCUUCAUCGCAUGACGAAUCCCGCGCUGAAGAAGCAAGUGGUAAAAGAAGUUCGAGCUUUGCCCAGAAGCAUAAAACCAGCCCGCUGCAUUCAAAAAGCAUCGACCGUAAAGAUUUGGUUGAGGUAGAUGGAUACAGAAUUGUAGAAAUUGAGGUUGACGAGGAACCUGAUGAGGAUGAUGGUAAACCGUACGACACGGAUGACGACCAAAGCGAACGUGAAACUCCCAAAACGGUCUACCGAAGUAAACCAGUUAUAUUAAACGGAAGAACUAAUGCGAAUUUUGCUAGUGAAAGUUCAACGAUUGCUAUCGAUAUCCUGGAAUCGGAAGCACCGCCCGUGAAGCGUGGCAGAGGCCGUCCGCCAAAGCGAAAACCUGAACAGCAGCAGUCACAUCAUGCACACAGCGAUAUGCAAGUGCCCGUCAAAAUAAAGAAGGAUUUUAACGAAUCUAAUGCAUCGGUAGAUUCAACAGGUAGGGGCGCAGAGGAUGUGCCCGUAAAGCGCCGCAGGGGACGACCACCGAAGAGUGCAAAAGCACAACAAACCGUAUCAAGCACAACACCAACAACGGUAAAGAAUGAAACGGUGUCGGAAAGCACCGAAGAGGUAACGCCCGAACGGUACACAUCACGGGGGGAAAGGCGAUCAACGCGUGUACGCAAAAUCAAACGCUACAGCGAAAUGGAGCAAGCAAGCGAUGAGGAAAGUGAAGAGCGCAGUACAGAAUACAUACUGGGCGAAGAUCCGGAUUUCGAAGCGAGGUUGGAGCUGCAAAAGCAGCUUAACAUGGAUGACUAUGCCUUCUACGAAUACCAGUGCAGCUUGGAAUCGGAGCAGGUCGCGCGCGACAAUAAGAUAUUCCAGUUUGUGGACGAAUUCGCUUGCUACCUGUGCACGGAAAAGGUCACGUUUAAACGGUUCGCCGACGCGCAUCUACACUAUCGCGUGGAGCACAAUCAGCCGCCGUUUUUGAAAUGCCCCAAGUGUGACAAAAAGUGUCACACACCGGGAAUGUUCGUAAGCCACAUGGAAACACACGAUGAUCCGGAGAAGAACAAAUGUGGAAUUUGCGGCAAGUACAACGAUUGCAACAUCUCGCUUAAAAAGCAUAUGCGCGUACAUCAGAGCCAGCUGGAGGAGAAUUUACCUUAUCCCUGCAGUCUGUGUAAGCGAAAAUUCGAGUCCGAGGAUCUACGAGCUAAGCACGAAAAACUGCAUGUACCAAAGCCUUACGUACCUAAGGAAAAGGGCCCCGAUCAGGAGGUGCUCGAUUUCUUUAAAUCCAUCGUAUGCGACAUCUGCGAAGACGAGAACGGCCAUUCCAUUUCGUUCGACAACUUGAGCGAUUUGCGUGCACACAUGGUUAAGGAACACAACAAAAGUAUGUACGUGCGAUGUCCGGUGUGCACUACGAGACAGUGUAAUCGCCAGCAGGUCAUCACGCACAUUGACAUGCACAACAAUCCAGAUAAAUAUCGGUGCGAAAUUUGUUCUGAAGUACACCAGAAUCUUCACCAACAUAUGCUAAAGGCACAUUCACCGGAUACAGACCAACCGACCGUUACCGCCAAACACAAGUGUGACCAGUGUGGCAGAACGUUUAAUUUCUUGGCCAAUUUAAAAAUGCACGUAGACUGCGUCCAUGGCCAGAAGGACGUACGCUGCAAUGUCUGCAAUAAGUACUACAACUACAGAGCCUACCGUACCCACAAACGAACCGCCCACACGGACCUGAUGCUAAUGUGUGAACUCUGUCCAAGAAUGUUCAAAAAUCGUAAAUCGUUCGAGGCGCAUAAAGCGUUCCACGAUAGUUCCCUGCUGCGCAUGACACAGUGUGCACUCUGUGGCAAACAAAUCCGCACCUGCAGCAUGUCCAAGCACAUGAAAACGAUCCACUCGGAGGACGAUCCGGUAAAUUGCGAUCUGUGCGGCAAAGUGUUUCGCACACCGUUCCACAUGAAGCGUCAUCAGAAAAAUACCUGCGAGGUAACGAUGGAUUCACGCUCGUUCAAGUGCGAGGUUUGCGGCAAAGGUUUCUCCACGAAGCUGACCAUGGUCGAACAUAUGACGACACAUACCCGCACGAACCAGUAUCAGUGUGCAUUCUGCUUCAAAUCGUUUGGAUACAUCUCCAAUCUGUACAAGCACCGGAAGAAGGCACAUCCGCAGGAAUGGCAGGAGGUACAGGCGCACCCGGAGGAAAACAUUCCAUCGGUUAUUGUUGUGAGGAACUAGGCAGCAAGUGUUUGCGAGCCGUAUCUUCGUAGUUCCGGUACAUUCUUUUGCGGAAAAUGGCAUACCUCUGUUUAGGGAUAAAUAGGGAGAGAAGAAGACACAGAUUACUUUAAUUCACUUUAGCACGUCAUGUGCUUUCAUAAGUGGACGAAAUGUACACGGACCUCUUCUAAAAUAAAGCAUGUUAGAACCAAUAGUUUAACAAUAGUGAUUUAGUAUCUUGUGUUAAUUGUUUAUAAGAUUUUUAAACGCGUUACUGAAGAAAUGUUAUUCCGGACCUAAUUCAUGCGAGAAUCUAGCCGCCAGAAACAUAAAAAGCCUGGAUUAUAGUGAGUAACAGGACAGAAUGUAAACAGUGUGUACAGUUUUUUUUCAUCAACAGGAAAAACAAUGUAAAAUAUAGUAAUAGCAUAGCGCUAAUAAAGACAACUUUUC